Molecule: messenger RNA, 1621 nt
Organism: Striga asiatica
Lineage: Eukaryota; Viridiplantae; Streptophyta; Magnoliopsida; Lamiales; Orobanchaceae
Source: the annotation of a GenBank genome assembly
UUCGGAUUUCCUCACUCCCUCCUCAGCCAUCUUUGUUGGACGUAAGGACUAAGUCUAUAACAAUUGUCGAACCCGGCUCGUUCCACGUGUAAUGUACGAAUCGCAAUGCAGAAUGCGUUCAUUUCAUAUUAGAGAAGACGAUUCACGACGGCGGUUCAAUUUAUGAUAAUCAAAAUUCUUGAAUCAAUGCGCUUACUCCCGUUUUCCUGAAUCUGCUAAUUAAUGGGAGCACCUAAGCAAAAGUGGACUGCAGAAGAAGAAGCAGCUCUAAAAGCUGGCGUCCUCAAGCAUGGGCCCGGAAAGUGGCGUACGAUUCUCAAGGACCCACAGUUCAGUGGAGUUUUGUAUCUAAGGUCCAAUGUUGAUCUAAAGGACAAAUGGAGGAACAUGAGUGCCAUGGCAAAUGGAUGGGGAUGUCGAGAAAGAGCCAGACUGGCAUUGAGGAGACACUCUGCCUCCAAGCCUGGAGAAAGCUCCGUCUCUCUUUCGGCAGUAAGUGAAAGUGAUGAAGAAAUGGUUGAUGUUACAAGGCCACAAACUGGUUCAGGUGGUUCUUCGCCCAAUGAUGUUCCAAAGGGGUCCAUAAUGCGGUUGGAGAUUCUCAUAAUGGAGGCUAUAAACAACUUGAGGGAGCCUGGUGGUUCCAGCAAGAGAACCAUAGGAUCAUACAUAGAGUUAGCCUUGGAAACAAAUAACCCUCUUUUUUCAUAUCUUGCUCUCCUCCGCAGCCGCCGCAGGGGUGAACGUUCAGGUCUGUGGGGGUUGGCUUCAGUUGUUGUGAUCUACUUCGAUUCAGUUGAGAACACUGAAAUGAGUUUCCGUAGAAAGGAGUUUUCUUUUCCGAUCACGGAUCAAUACUGGGCGCCUCCAAACUUUACAAAAAUAUUGUCUGGGAAACUGAAGCAGUUGUGCUCAAUGGGAAAACUUAUCAAGAUAAAACGCAGGUUCAAAAUAGCCCCUUUGGCAGCACCAUCCCUUCCGAGACGAAUGCCGUCCAAUUCGAACCUCGAGGCUAGGAGGCGUAGGAUCUCCGCCAGAAUCGGCCCUCCUGAGAAUUUCAGUUACUUGAACGAGGAGGACAUUGAUAUGGAUGAGGACUGGGAUCUGUCUCGACUCACCCCAGCUGAGGCUGCCGCCGCUGCCGCCCGAGCCGUGGCCAAAGCCGAAGAGGCGAUGGCGGCGGCCGAGGAGGCACUUCGUGAGGCCGAGGCAGCCGAAGCUGAGGCUGAGGCAGCUGAGGCUUAUGUGCAGGCAGCGUUGAGGACAAUGAGAGGUGGCCGGAAACUCCCGUGAGAUGGUGAUGUUUCAUGGUUGAUGGAGCCCAGUGUGUGGAUUAACCCAGUUAGAGCAAUGUGUCUAGUUUGGACCCAAUUUCUGUUUCUGUUACAAGCUGCUCUAUGUAAUGUGUUAAAUUGUUGUUUAACCUGUACAUUGCUGUGGCCUUCAGGGAUUGUUACCAUUAUUUAUAUUUUUAUCAGUUGUUUUCUGCUACAUUUUCUUAGGACUAAUGCUUGUUUGCUCCAGGUUGAAAAUAGCUGGAGAGAUGGUAUCAGGAUUCAGGAAAUUAAAAUUGUUUAUUAACAUUUUCUCUAUCAUUUUCUUAUCUUGCCAAAGAAAAAAA